AUGGCAGCAGAAGCAAGGAAAGCGUUGGAGGCCUUAAUGGGAGCCGAGGCACUAGGCGGUGUUCCAGAUCAUAUGAAAUACGAUGACGAAAAAAAAAUGGAUCUCGGAGCAUGCCCAAAAAUUCAUUCAGAAAGAUUAAAAUCCGAAUAUGAAGAAGCAAAAAAAAGAAAGGAAUGUGAUUAUGAAGCUGAAUUUGAACGUAAUCUUGCCACUUUUGUUGCAGAAUGCGAUCGUAAAAUUGCAAGUGCACAAAAACGUUUGGAUAAAACACCAGAAGAUAGCGCCAAAGUUACACAAUUGAUGAAGGAGAUCGAAAAUUUAGCAACCGAAAUAUCGGAAUUGACUAAAGAAGUAGAAGUUCUGGGUGAAGAAGGCAAAGUUACUGAAUCAAUGAAAUUAUUGCAGGAUGUUGAAGAUAAAAAAGCUUUAAAGAUAGAGAAAGAAAAAGAGCACAAAAAUUCGGCAGAAGGUAACGGUCCAUCGCAACAACAAAAGUUGCGUGUUUGUGAAGUGUGUAGCGCUUAUUUGUCUAUUUUUGAUUCGGAUAGACGGUUGGCCGACCAUUUUGGUGGAAAAAUGCAUCUUGGAUAUUUGAAAAUACGAGAAUUAUUAAAAGAACUUAAAGAAAAGAAUAAAGAUCGUGGUGGUGAUUCUAAAGAUGGACGAAGUUACCAUGAUCGUGGUGACAGAGACCGAGAUCGGGGAUAUGAACGUGAUCGACACAGAGACUACCGUGGUGGACGCUAUGAUUAUGACCGACGUUCAUACGAGAGACGUUCACGAUCAAAGUCACCAGAUAGACGAUAUAACAGAAGGCGUUCACGUAGUCCAACAAGGAGGAGGCAUUGA
This is a messenger RNA of Funneliformis mosseae, 849 nucleotides long. The record is from the annotation of a GenBank genome assembly. NCBI's taxonomy places the organism in Eukaryota, Fungi, Glomeromycota, Glomeromycetes, Glomerales, Glomeraceae.